UCCAGUGAAAAGUUUGAUGAAAUAUACAUUAUUACUUGUGAAGUUUUAUUGAACUCAAAGUUCAGUGAAUCACAAGGUUUCUCUUUCCUGUUGGUAAUUUUCUGCUGACUUUGGCAGGUGACCUAGAGUUCACCACCACAUUCAAACUCAAACACACUUCCUGUGGUGCUGACAUUUUGUAGUUGCACGCUAAGAGAGUUUGAAUUAAGAAAUGGACAGUAAAAGGGUCCAUGCUGCUUUACCCGACCCUCCUUAUCAAAGAAGGGAUAAUAAUGAAGAAGAGGAAAAGGUUUUUGGGAAUAUUUUUGCAGAACUGGAAUCUGUGGAUCUUCCUCUGGGAACCACAUUAAGAUCCAUUUACGAUGACCAGCCAAACGCCCACGUGCGCUUCAUGGAGAAGCUGGAUGCCAGGAUAAGAAAUCAUGACCGUGAGAUUGAGAAGAUGUGCAAUUUCCACCACCAAGGGUUUGUCGACGCUAUCACAGAGCUCCUCAAAGUCCGGACUGAUGCAGAAAAACUUAUGGGUCAAGUGACAGACACUAAUCGACGACUACAAGAAGCUGGGCGGGAGGUGACAGCUCAAACUGGGGAGGUGAUUCGCUGUCGGAUCCAGCAGAGGAACAUGGCCACAACUGUGGAGAAACUCCAGCUCUGUAUACCAGUGCUAGAAAUGUACAGCAAACUUAAGGAGCAGCUGGAAUCCAAAAGAUACUACGCUGCACUGAAAACUAUGGAACAACUGGAGAAGGUCUUCAUCCCGCGAGUAAGCCAAUAUAGGUUCUGUCAAAUCAUGGCUGAAAACCUGCCCAGAUUGAGGGAAGAGAUCAAGGAGAUCUCUAUGUCUGACCUAAAGGACUUCCUGGAGAGCAUAAGAAAACACUCGGACAAAGUUGGAGAGACUGCCAUGAGACAGGCACAGCAACACAGAACCUUUAACAGUGCAGUGGCGAAGCAGGCCAGUGCUAGCCACUACACUACGCCUUUGUACUCUCUCAAUGGCCAAACACACACGCACAACAGUCUCAUGAUGGACGAUGACGCAGAAUAUGAGGAUGAUGGUGAUGAGGAGAUUCUCACAGCUCAGGAUCUUGUGGACUUCUCACCUGUCUACAGGUGUUUACACAUUUACGCUGUGCUGGGAGACAGAGAAACGUUUGAGAAUUACUACAGGAAACAGAGGAAAAAACAGGCCAGGCUAGUUCUGCAGCCACAGGCUAACAUGCAUGAAACAGUGGAGGGCUACAGAAGAUACUUCAAUCAGAUUGUAGGGUUCUUUGUUGUGGAGGACCAUAUCCUCCAUGCCACUCAAGGGUUGGUGACCAAAGCUUUCACUGAUGAACUGUGGAAUAUGGCCUUGGCCAAGAUCAUCGCUGUGCUCCGCACACACUCGUCAUACUGUGAGGAUCCAGACCUGGUCUUGGAACUGAAGAACCUGAUUGUUAUAUUUGCGGACACACUACAGGGUUUUGGUUUCCCUGUGAAUCGGCUAUUUGACCUGCUGUUUGAGGUUCGAGAUCAGUACAAUGAAACUCUACUGAAGAAGUGGGCGCUGGUAUUCAGGGAGAUCUUCGAAUUGGACAACUACAGUCCCAUCCCAGUGGAAACAGAUGACGAAUAUAACCUGGUGGUCAGUCGCUUCCCAUUUCACGAUGCAGAGAUAGAAAAGCAGGAUUUUCCUAAGAAGCUGCCAAUGUCCCAGUCUGUGCCACAGAUAUAUAUGCAAGUAAAAGAGUUCAUUUAUGCCAGCCUCAAGUUCUCCGAAUCACUUCACCGCAGUUCAACAGAGAUUGAUGACAUGCUGCGGAAAUCAACCAAUCUGUUGCUGACAAGAACACUCAGCAGUUGUCUGCAAAACCUCAUCAAGAAGCCGCACAUAGGGCUGACCGAGUUGGUGCAGAUCAUCAUCAAUACCACCCACCUCGAGCAGGCCUGCAGGUAUCUUGAGGAAUUUAUAACAAAUAUCACCAAUGUGUCUCCCGAAACGGUGCACACGACAAGACUCUAUGGCUUGUCUACUUUCAAGGAUGCACGUCAUGCUGCAGAAGGAGAAAUUUACACCAAACUGAACCAGAAAAUUGAUGAGUUUAUCCAGCUGGCGGAUUAUGAAUGGAGUAUGGCUGAGUCUGACGGACGUGCCUCAGGUUAUCUCAUGGACCUAAUCAAUUUCCUACGAUCCACAUUUCAAGUCUUCACACACCUCCCGAAUAACAACAAUGACCAUGCAUCAAUGUCGGGUAAAGUGGCCCAGACAGCUUGUAUGUCAGCAUGCAAGCAUCUGUCCACAUCGCUGAUGGAAAUGCUGCUGGACACAGAGCUGAAACAGAUCAGCAUGGGCGCCAUUCAGCAAUUCAACUUAGAUGUAAUUCAGUGUGAAUUGUUUGCCAGCUCCGAGCCAGUCCCAGGCUUCCAAGGAGACACACUGCAACUGGCUUUUAUCGACUUAAGACAGCUCCUGGAUCUGUUUAUGGUGUGGGACUGGUCAACUUACCUCGCAGACUACGGUCAGCCGACCUCCAAGUACCUUAGAGUAAACCCAGCCACAGCCCUGACUUUACUUGAGAAGAUGAAGGACACCAGUAAGAAGAAUAAUAUCUUUGCCCAGUUCAGGAAGAACGACAGAGACAAACAGAAACUGAUAGAGACUGUUCUCAAGCAGCUAAGGAGCCUGGUCAAUGGCAUGUCCUCCUAAGGUCAUGUGACACUCAUACAUGUUCUUAAACUGAAACUGCCAAGACUCAAUCAGGCCAACACUUUCAUUCAAUGAAUGAAGUGACCCACUCCCAGGAAUAUCCAAGCACAUAAUUUCCAGGGCCCAAUUUAUUAAAGGUUUACGUGCCCAUAUAUGGGCACACAAUUGAUUGCUCACCCAAACAGAUGUGCAAGUUCGUUCAUCGACUAACCUAGCGCACCCAGCAUUUGAUCUGCCAAAU
Hippocampus comes (tiger tail seahorse) is the source of this 2930-nucleotide messenger RNA. RefSeq names its product exocyst complex component 6 (gene exoc6). Gene Ontology annotation, cellular component: membrane; exocyst. The transcript has 24 exons. The coding region runs from base 212 to 2689 and encodes 825 amino acids. The record is from RefSeq and is a predicted model, not a curated record. Gene Ontology annotation, biological process: intracellular protein transport; Golgi to plasma membrane transport; exocytosis. NCBI's taxonomy places the organism in Eukaryota, Metazoa, Chordata, Actinopteri, Syngnathiformes, Syngnathidae.